AUGGAUAGCCGCGAGUCUGAUACAAUACGUGAAAGAACAUCUGAAAACAAACAAAUCCCUGAUUCUCCAACUAUGAGAAAAAUUGAGCCCCCCCAGUACUUUUUCGGUGAUGAAAAAAAGCGUCUGGAGUGGUAUAGGAAGCAUCGACCAAAUCAGACACAUGAGCUACUUCCAAAUGGUUACUCUUUUCCAAUUGCCCUAACAAUAGCCAAUGAUAAACCCUGCUCGACAGCAGACCAGAAGGUACUGGACGAAGCUAAGGUUUUGAAGAGUACUAAUACUAUGAAAGGGGAGAAACGGAAGCUGAAGAUAGAAGUUGCAUAUAUAGAUAAGACGAAUGAUGACAAGAACUUUCAUCGAAACAACGAAGCAAAAGUAACAAACGGUUCAGACGAAACCACAAAAAAAUUGCCAACAGAUAACAAAAAACUAAGUGAUCCCGGAGCAUCAGCUACCACAAUCUUGGAGUUUAAAAAGAGGAAUGAGUAA
Molecule: messenger RNA, 489 nt
Organism: Auanema sp. JU1783
Lineage: Eukaryota; Metazoa; Nematoda; Chromadorea; Rhabditida; Rhabditidae
Source: the annotation of a GenBank genome assembly